Molecule: messenger RNA, 2250 nt
Organism: Andrographis paniculata
Lineage: Eukaryota; Viridiplantae; Streptophyta; Magnoliopsida; Lamiales; Acanthaceae
Product: probable hexosyltransferase MUCI70
Exons: 8
Coding region: 675-2030 (451 amino acids)
Source: RefSeq, a predicted model, not a curated record
CAUUAGAUCAAGGGGAGAUAUGCAAUUUACAUCGAAAAUUUUACAGAACGAUGUCUGCUGUCUUCCAUCGUCUUCGGCCGCGGCUAUCUUACCUUCCUUCGGUGUUCUUGCGUUAGAACAGAUCUCCGAUUGGGCGGAAAUUGUCCUCAUUUUUUACAAAUUGUUUCUUGUUUCAGCUGUGGAGGCCACAUUUUUCUAUACAAACUUCUUAUCGUCCAAGGAGCAGAGCGUACGUGAAAUCGAGAGAGAGUGUAUGCACAAGAUUUCUGUGUUUAUGUUAUAGUGGCUGUUUGCAUGAUUAAUAUUAGUAAUCGAUUUAAUUUUAGGGAAUUUUUGUCGGGAUCCUUUUUGGGUAUCUUUUGGAUGACCCCUUCGAUGUGUAUUUUGAUCCUUGAUUGGAUGCUGCUCUAUAGAGGAAAUGACAACUAGCUGUUAAUAGAACGCGUAUAAGUAACUUAUGAAAGCAUUCGAGGGAAGUUUGAUUGGUUUUUCUGUAACAAAUUUGGGGGCAACAGAAAUGGAGGGAAUGAAAUGCUUGUGAUAGCAUCUGUAAUUGUAAAGCAGGCAAUUUGAAAUGAGAAAUCAGGGAGCCGAUUGAGAUAUCGGCUUUAGUUUGGGGCUUUCGAAGCUUUGAUGAGUUAAUAGUUGAGAGUCAUUACAUCAUUAUCGCACAUAUGAAGAGCACUGAAUUUCCUUCACCUAGAAGAUGCAGUGUUAGUGUGUUCAACAACAAGCCUUCGAAUCCAAUGACGAAAUCCUUCUGGGGCUCUCGCCGGCAAAAGAGAGUUGGUCGAAUUUUGAGACAAAGAUUGUUUUUUUGGUUGUUGUCUCCUGCAGUGAUCUUAUGUAUAUAUGUUGCAUAUUUUGGAAUAAAGAUACAUAUUCAUGGGACUGUGAUGUCUCUAAAGAAUGCCAUAGAAAAAUCUAGUGCAAAUAAUGUAUCAGAACAACCAAAGAAGCCACGAAAGCAGCGAUACUUUCCUUGUGAGGUGUCAUUUCCGAAUUCUGUAACUCAUAUUGUUGAGCCUGAGGAGAACACUACAUUUGCCCCUUUUUCCUUGGGAUAUGUUGAAAAGGAGGAAAGGAACCUUCUUGGUGACACUACUGAAGCUCGAUUUGGAGGUCACCAAACUCUUCAAAAUAGAGAGAAGUCGUUUCAUGCAAUGAAUCAGACAAUUCAUUGCGGCUUUGUGAGUGGAUCUGAUGGAUUAGGCACUGGAUUUGAUUUGAAUGAGAAGGACAAAAAAUAUAUGAAUACAUGUAGAGUUGCUGUGUCCUCGUGCAUCUUUGGAAGCUCCGAUUUCUUGAGAAGGCCCGCUAGCAAAAUGAUCAGUGAAUACUCCAAGAGAAAUGUUUGUUUUGUUAUGUUUGUCGAUGAGCAAAGCUUAACUAAACUCUCUGCCGAAGGAAAUGUUCCGGAUGAAAGUGGAACUAUUGGGUUAUGGAAGAUAAUUGUCGUAAAGAACUUACCGUAUAAAGAUUUGCGGAAAAGCGGAAAGGUGCCAAAAUUUCUAUCACAUCGUCUUUUUCCUUCUUCUAGGUAUUCAAUUUGGUUGGAUAGCAAGCUACGGCUGAAUGCAGACCCAAUGCUGAUCAUCGAACGCUUUUUGUGGCGAGCCGGUGCAGAAUAUGCCAUUUCAAAUCAUUAUGCUCGCCACUGUGUUUGGGAGGAGGUGCUCCAAAAUAAGCGGCUAAAUAAGUACGACCAUACGGCUAUUGAUGAGCAGUUCAACUUUUAUCAGUCGGACGGACUUGUUAAGUACGACGCAUCGGACCCUAAUACUCCUCUCCCGAGCUAUGUGCCUGAAGGGUCUUUCAUUAUUCGGGCGCAUACUGCAAUGUCAAACUUGUUCUCGUGCCUUUGGUUCAAUGAGGUGGAUCGGUUCACGUCACGGGAUCAGCUGAGUUUUGCGUAUACUUAUCUGAAGCUGAAGAGACUCAAUCCUGACAAACCUUUCUAUCUCAACAUGUUCAAGGACUGCGAGCGAAGAGCCAUCACUAAGCUGUUUCAUCACAGAACAGACACAUAGAUAUAUGCAGACUGUAGUGCAGUAGAGAACUAACUCUUGCUGUAAGAAAGCAGUUGGAAUAGUCUUGGUUGGUUGUCUUAAGCAGGUAUGAAUCUGCUAUCCUGUUUUAAUCAAAACUGUCUUGUAAUGGCUAGUGAGGACGACGCUGGUUGGUGUUUAAAUACGUGUGUACACUAAAUAAGAUAAAAUCCUAUUCCUUUUAUAUAUAAUUUUUACUGUA